AUGAAAUCAUAUUUUGAUACUGAUGUUCUAACACAGACUUUGAAAACAUUAUGGCAAAAGCGUUUUGUAAAUUACAUGAAGGAAGUCGUUUCAAGUGAGGAUACGGACAAAGAACAAAGGAAAAUUGCAUAUUUUUUGGCCACUCAG
Racocetra fulgida is the source of this 147-nucleotide messenger RNA. The record is from the annotation of a GenBank genome assembly. NCBI's taxonomy places the organism in Eukaryota, Fungi, Glomeromycota, Glomeromycetes, Diversisporales, Gigasporaceae.